AUGACUUCAAAGGCGAAGAUCCCUGUCAUCAUCGAUACCGAUCCAGGAAUCGACGAUGUCGUAGCUCUUCUAUUAGCACUAGCAUCCCCUGAACUGGAAAUCCUGGCCAUCCUUGUGUCGUUCGGCGCGUCGUUAUCUUCUUGGUCGUCGAGACACCGGUCUGAGAUAUUAUCUAUCAAUGUCCUCAAAACUUAUCAAGCCUUGUCCGCCCAUUUUGAGCAAUACCCGGACGAUCAGGCCCGUUUUCCUAAUUUCCAGCCGGAGACAAAAGCCAUACUAGCCCUCGGGGCCACUGGGCCUCUCGAAGGCGAUCUCCACAGUGCCCAAUACUUCCAUGGAAGAGACGGGUUGGGUGACAUCGCGGAACGUCACCCCGAACUCAAUCUAGAGACCGUGGCGACCGGCGAGGCACAUCCGCAGCUUCAAUUGACGAAGAAAUACGGGGUCGAUGUGGCUCUGGAGCUGCUCCGCUCUCGCGAACCACGCAGCAUUACGUACAUCGCCCUCGGUCCGCUAACUAAUCUCGCUACGCUCAUGCACGUUGAUCGCGACGCGGUCGUCUCGCGAAUAGACCGCGUCAUCUGCAUGGGCGGCGCGCUGGACGUGCCUGGAAAUACGAGUCCUGUAGCUGAAUGUCCCUCGAUGGCUGUGUAUGGGUGGUAUGUAGUCAAUUUCUUCGCUGAUCCUUACGCCGCGCAGGAACUGCUGACGCCCAAAGACUCGCACCCACUGCCCCACUUUCCUCUGGAUCGAUUUUUCCUGCUUCCACUAGACAUCACCACACCCCACGAGCUGCGGUUCCCGUACUACAAGGAAACGGUCGAUCCGACGUUUCAUUCCACUGCGGUACCGUCUGUGCCGUCGGCCAAGACUCCAUUGACGCAUUUCACAAGCAGCUUCCUGGAGCGGACGAGGGAGGUGAUGCUCGAGUUUGGGAAAGACGCAAUGGAGCUUCAUGAUAUCGUCGCCGUAUGGUGUGCGAUAGCGAACCCACAGAUUGGUAAGAACAUAGAAGAUGGGAGCCUAUCGCCUGGGUGGAGGAUGGUGAAGCGAAAAUUUGAGAUCGAACGAGUGGGGGAGCUCACUCGGGGCAUGCUAGUCGUCGACCGUCGGGAAGACGAGACUGCAUACGCGCCUGGGGCGAAUCGGGCGCACGUUCAAGCCGAACUCGAAAGGCUGGUCUCCGACCACCAUCAUGAAUGGGAGUCGACUGCCUUGCCCGCCCAAGUCGAAGUCGAGAAACCAGCUGACAACACCCAGUCGUUGCAAGGAGUGCAGUGCAUAGUGGAGACGCCAGGUCCAGACGCGCUGCUCAAAUUGUUAGUGAAGCGGGUGUGGGGGAUCGAUGCAUAA
Messenger RNA from Pleurotus ostreatus (oyster mushroom), 1353 nucleotides. RefSeq lists its product as uncharacterized. Gene Ontology annotation, cellular component: cytosol. Lineage: Eukaryota; Fungi; Basidiomycota; Agaricomycetes; Agaricales; Pleurotaceae. The transcript is spliced from 7 exons. Gene Ontology annotation, biological process: purine nucleoside catabolic process. The coding region runs from base 1 to 1353 and encodes 450 amino acids. Gene Ontology annotation, molecular function: purine nucleosidase activity. The record is from RefSeq and is a predicted model, not a curated record.